This is a messenger RNA of Podarcis lilfordi (Lilford's wall lizard), 15827 nucleotides long. The record is from the annotation of a GenBank genome assembly. NCBI's taxonomy places the organism in Eukaryota, Metazoa, Chordata, Lepidosauria, Squamata, Lacertidae.
CCGGUCGUUCCUUCGCCUGACGAUUUAAAUCUCGGGGACGGGGAGGGGCGAGCGGAGGGGGCGGAGCUUGGCACCGGCGGGCCCCUCACACCCACCCCGAAUGGGCGUGGCCGCGCAACUUCCGCUCUUAUCGGCAGCAUUGUCCCGGAGCUCUGACCUCUUUUGCCAUGGCGCUCUCUCGCGCAGAGCGCUGCUUCGUGCUCGUGCUGCGCUUCCUCUCGGGAGCCCUCCUCGCGCUGCUCAGCCUGGCGGCGCGCGCCUCAGCCCUCCGCUCCCCAUUGAGGGCGCCGGCGGCGGUGGCGGCUGCUGCUGCUUCUUCUCCUCCUGGCCCCAGCAGAGCCCGCGCCGUCCCGCCGCCGGAACACCCAUUGCUGUUGCUGUCCGCAGUGGAGCUGGCGCGGCGGAUCCGCCGCAGGGAGGUAAGGGCCCGGGCAGCCCGUCUCUGAGUUAGAGAGAGAGAGAGAGAGAGAGAGAGAGAGAGAGAGAGAGAUGUGGGAGGGGAUCGCCCCGCAAGGGCUGCUGGGCAUUGUAGUUUUGCUAGGAGGGGGUCUACUCCAAGGCAAAGCUUGGGGAUUCCUAGCCCUUCGCGAAUGCCCCAUGUUCCUAGAGCACCUAGGCUUCCAUAUAUCCUACCUUGACUCUGAGGAUCUGCUUAUGAAGUUGUGCCACAAAAUCCAGUGUGGAAUAUUUAGUGGAAGUCCUCUGUUCCAAGGUAGCAGGGGCAUGUCGGCUCCCACAGCUUUGGUGCUCUCUUUUUAAUUUCUUUGCAGCUUGCUUGUGAAGUAUGGAAUCUAGAUCUGGCGUGAGAGAUUCUUGGCCUAGGCACAAGGGUGAACCUUUCAGAAUAAAUCAACAUAAGCCCUUAACAUGAAUCCCAGGAUCUUUGUAGAAUCUUAAGUCCACGUUCUAUUAGAUACUCCCACCUGCUUUCAAAGAAAAAACAAAUUUCUCGUGAGAAUGUGGGCGAUGUUCCCUUUAGUUAAAGGAAAGAGACAGUACUCUUUAAUAGUACUUUUACUAUUAAAAGUAUCACUUUUACAACCAGAAUGGUGAAUGCAGAUAAUAUUGGGCACUCAAAAGGUGGAGGGAGCAGAAAAAUACCCAUCUGCUGCAUUAGCUUUCUUUCUAGCACAGUGAAGAGACCAGGAUUGCACCUGUUGCCAUUAUGUGACAGUAGCAGGAUCGGCAGAGGAUCCAUAGGAUUCUGCGGUGGCUCAGCCCCACCCCUGAAGCACCCUGUUUCAGAGAUAUCUGCUGGUGGGGACGCCACUAGUGGUUGGUUCUGCUCACUAUUUGGAUGGGUGCAUUGGCGUGCUCUUUGCUGGCAGAGCUUCCACACUGAUGGUUGGAGCUUCCCUGGUUGCAGAAGCCUUUAAAAUGUCAUUCAGUGGCCCCAUUCAAUCUCCCUUCAGCACAGUGAUUCGGGGAUUUGGAUUGCUCAGUUAGUCAUCCAUGGUAGUGGUCUACUGACUCCAAACAUGUAGCUUUCAUGUGGGAAAGACCAAGCGCUGGGGGUGGGAGGGUGGGAGAGAGAAAUCCAGCUCCUAAAAAUGCAAUAUCUGAAACAUUUCUAAUUCUUCAGACCGUUUGGUAAGCCGCUAUCUCUGCAGCAUUAAAGUUCAUUUGCUGAACAUUAUACUCAUUUGAUAAGGGUCUCGUCUGCCUUCAGUUUACCCACUAAAUAAAUGUUUUAAAGAAAUCCCACCAAAUGCAAAGCCUGCCAUGCUCUUGCUGUUUACCUUCUGCCCACUUUUCUGUGGAAGAUGCAAAUAAAUCUGCAAUGAGCCCUGCUGGUGUUCAUGAUGAAAUAAAUUUGGAUUGGUUCCACUUGAAUACUUUUCACUGGGGUUGUUGAUGUAACUGCACAUCAUAGAAUUAUCCUAGCAAUUCUGAAAUAGCCAAAAGCAUCUGGAGAAGAGUAAGAGAACAUCCUGUUCUUAGGUUUAAUUUUUGUUUUGCAGAUUAAUGCAAAUCAUUAUUAGGGAUAGAGAGUUGCUAGACCACAAUGAUGCUGGCUUCCUUGCUUUAUCCACCUGUAUUACCGAUUUUUAGGUUGGGUGGGGGAAUGACAAACCAGCCUGGUCACCUGGAGGCAAUUUUUACUCUCAGCAAGUUACUAUUUGAAAAUCUAGAUUUAAGAAGGUAAUCAACUGUACCACCGUUGAUGCUGAUGUCCCCUCCCCUCCAAUUCUAAAUACACCUGUUGCAUGAGUGAAUUCAAAUUUGUUUCAUCAACACUUGCUUCUAAACUAAGGUUACUAGACGUCCGCAUUUCCCGGGGACAGUCCCUGGAUUUACAAAUCAGUCCCCAAACAAAAUCCUUUGAAGUUGAAAAGUGUCCCCAGAUUCAUUGAAAAAAAUCUGGUAACCUUACUCUAAACAAGCAUUACACUGUUCUUCAGUUGCUUUGCGUCAGGGCAAGAGAUUGGUAUUGAGAAUCUCGUCUCCUGCCCCUCCCUUAAAGGAAUGUGGUUUUUUCCAGUGACUUGCUUGGUGUGUAUUGUAAAGAGGUUUGGAAUCUUAGGAGAAAUCUUGUGUACAUUCUCAUUUAGAAGAUUUUCAAAUAAGCCUCCAAGCACUGUUCAGAUUAUAACUUACCCAAAACCUGUAGGGGUUACCGUGGCAUAGACUUUUGACACAGGCAAAUAACAUACAGUAAUUGUCUUUCAUGGUUAUACAGGAAAAUGGGCUCAUUUGAGUCCUUACAUUCUGUUGUGCAUCUUUCAUAGGGGCGGGGAAACUUUGUGUCAUCAUCACAUGUUGCUGAACUGCAGCUCCCAUCAUUCCCAGCCAUUGACCAUGCUUUCUAGGGCUUGUGGGAAUUGUAGUCUGGCAACAUCUGGAGGUUUCCCAUAUUUCCCCCCAUAUCUCCAACUCUUAACCUCUUUCCACAAUUUAAUAUACCGUAUUUUUCCAUGUAUAAGAUGCCCCCUAUUUUGGGGGACUCAGAUUUAAGAAAAUGGGAGGAGAUGGCCCUGUGUAUAAGAAGCCCCCAAAUUUUUGACAUUAUUUUUAAGGGGAAAAACCUACGGUAGUCUUCUACACGGAAAAAUACAGUACUUAUUUUCAAAUAGGUUAAGAUUUCUUAAAGGUAAGGUAAAGUGACCCCUGACCAUUAGGUCCAGUCGUGACCGACUCUGGGGUUGCGGCACUCAUCUCGCUUUAUUGGCCGAGGGAGCCGGCGUACAGCUUCCGGGUCAUGUGGCCAGCAUGACUAAGCCGCUUCUGGCGAACCAGAGCAGCACACGGAAACGCCGUUUACCUUCCCGCCGGAGCGGUACCUAUUUAUCUACUUGCACUUGACGUGCUUUCGAACUGCUAGGUUGGCAGGAGCAGGGACUGAGCAAUGAGAGCUCACCCCGUCGCGGGGAUUCGAACCACCGACCUUCUGAUCGGCAAGUCCUAGGCUCUGUGGUUUAACUCACAGCGCCACUCGCGUCCCAAUAAGAUUUCUUACUGUCAGCCAAAUUCCCAAAUACAACUUUUGCCUAUUUUUAAACUAGACAUCCUUUCUAAAAAUUUUUUUUGACUGCUCAUCCAUGUUUUUGACCAACAUUUUGGUUUUAUCUGAGCUUAUUUUGAAACCUGCCACUUCUCCAAACCUUUUAAUUUCUUCUAAUGUUUUGGGAACGCUCUCCAAAGGUUGUUCUCGUGUCAGCACCACAUCGUCAGCAAAUGCCCUUAAUUUAUAGACUCUAUGUCCCACCUCAAUACCUUUAAUAUUCAAUGAACAUUUAAAGCACAUUGCCUCCCUCAAAUAAUACCUGUGGGAAACUAUAUUUUGUUAAGGGUGCUGGGAGUUGUAGCUCAGUGCGGGUAAAAUGCAGUUCUGAGUAUUCUUUGAGGGAAAGCAUGCAUGUUAAAUGUAGGCACAUUCCCAGAUGGCAAGGGAAAUAAUUCGUAAUAGUGAGCAUGAGCUAAAUUCUGCCUCUUUCUGAAAUCCGUUAUCAGCGGCUUCCCUCACAUUGCUGCUCACACCCAAUGGUUAAUGAUAAACUUAUUUAUCACUUAUUUUAUUGCAUGUAUAUUAUACCACUUUCCCAAGGAACUCAGACAUACUGUGCAUAGGUUUUUCCAAUUUUCCCCUACUCAACAAAUAUGUGAGGUGAGUGAGGCUAAAAUACAGCAACUGACUGAAGGCUUCCUUACAUGGCCAUGUGGAGAGCCUCCUUUCUCAGAGAUAGUGUACCACUGACAAGUACUUUUCUGGCAAGUACAGUGGUGCCUCGCAAGACGAAAAGAAUCCGUUCCGCGAGUCUCUUCGUCUUGUGGGUUUUUUCGUCUUGCGAAGCAAGCCCAUUAGAGUUUUAGCGGCUUAGCGCUACAGUAUUAGCGCCGGCUUAAAGAUCAGCUGAUAAGCGGCAAGGAUCAGCUGAUAGCGGCUUAGCAUCAGCUGUUAAGCGUCUUAAAGAUCAGCUGAUAAGCGGCUUAGCAUCAGCUGUUAAGCGGCUUAAAGAUCAGCUGAUAAGCGGCUUAGCCAUCAGCUGAUAAGCGGUUUAGCGGCUUGGGAAAAAGGGGGGGGGGAAGGAAAAAAACCCCGCAGGAACUCACAAGACAUUUUCGUCUUGCGAAGCAAGCACAUAGGAAAUUCGUUUUGCGAAGCACCUCCAAAACGGAAAACCCUUUCGUCUAGCGGGUUUUCCGUCUUGCGAGGCAUUCGUCUUGCGGGGCACCACUGUAAUAGCAGGGAGUGUGCGAUGGACGUUUUGUCUUGCUUGUGAGCUUCACAGAAACAUCUGUAAACCAUUUUGUGAAGCUGGGUUAUUUGGACCUUUGGUCUGAUCCAUUAAAGUUCAUAGCUGCCCAGAGUGGUUUGAGCAGCAUAUAAAGAAUGAAUCAUCAUCAUUAUUAAAUUAUUAUAGAAUAUUCGAACCUUGAUUUCCUUGCUCCAAGCCCAGCAUUCUAUCCAUGGCACGGUGCUAAUUGCUAAUGAAACAAAACACAAUGUUCAGCACAUACGGUCAUUAGAUCUCUGAAAGUUAGCCAGAUUUCAUCAAUCUUUUGAGCACUUUUUAUUCCUUGCAGGUGAAAUGUAUUGAUGUUAUUGAAACAUACAUUGGGAGGAUCAAAGAAGUCAACCCGUUGAUCAAUGCGAUUGUAAAAGACAGGUGAGUGAUGGAAUUUAUACUUUCUUUUUCAACGUAUUUCUACUUCUGACAGGAAAAAGGGCAGGCAGAUGCGGUGCUCCGCUAGAGAUUCUCUGUUGCCUCACACGUUGACCUACUUUGAGUCAAUACAGUUCCUGAAGAAUUCUUCCAAGUGCUCGCAUAGUUAUGAUUUGCAACACAAUCAUAGCAAAAGUAACUAGUUUGUAGCUUCUCCGAAUCCGAACAAAGGGAGCUCUGCUCAUUCUCGGAAGUACUUGUCCUUUCUGAACCUUUCUCUGACCUUGGCCAUCCUGUAUUCAGACUAAGAACAUGAGAGCUGGCCUACUGGAUGAGUGGGGCAGGCAGGUGGGAUAAAGUGUCAUCUCACCUAGUACUCUGUCUCCCAACAGCUGCUGAUCAGAUGCUCCUGCAAUAUGCACAAGCAGGGGCAUGGUGGAGAAAGGUGAAGUGAUAGGUGGGCCAUCUCACGGGGUGGGACAAAGCAGCACCCGGCAAUAACGAGCCUCCCACUUACCAACCUUCCUGCAGGGAUCUGCAUUGCCAAUGCAUUCUCUGGAAUCUUUGGACCCCAUCAUGCCUAUCAGCUAAUGCCAUCCUUUGCUGGUGGGCAUGUGGCUGUAUUUUGGAGAGAUGGUCUAAUGGGUCAGACCCCCUGUAGACCACGACUGGCUGCAAGGUGGAGAUUCUCUGUCCCUGUUGUAUACCAUCAUGUUCUUCUUUUAAGGAUUUUUUAAAAGCCGUUUGACCAUUUGUCCUCGCUCCCAGGCAGGAAAUAGCAAGGGGCUGCAUACCUGAGGGGAAACCUGGAGACAGAACCCUGUUUUGUUUAUCCGAGGUCAAGAACCUCUUUGCCGUUAAGCAAAUAUUUCUAGAGAAGUUGCAAAGCUGUGGUGAUCACAAAGCAAAACAAAAAUCAAAAAACAGCAACAUUUAGACUUGUUUCCUCUAGGCUCCCUCUCAAGUAUUUCUCCAGCUUCACCUCUGGCUGUGGCUCCAGAGAUGGAACUUGGGAGGAGCAAUAGGUGUGGGACAAAAUGAGCAUCGUAGGAAGACCAGUUAGGUUCCAGGCUCUAGAGAUUGACGGGUUUUCUCUUAUUUCCUCUGGCUCUUACCCAACCAUCCCUCUCAGGUUUGAGGCUGCCCUUGAGGAAGCUCAUCAGGUCGACCAGCUGCUCUCUGAGGGGCAAGAUGAUGAAGAGUCACUGAAGGAAAAGUUCCCCUUCUUGGGGGUCCCUAUCACCAUCAAAGAAGCCUUUGCGCUAUACGGUGUGUUCUCUUGCAUAACCUCCACCCACCUCUUGACCGCAGUCUGUAGUCUUCCCUCAUUUAAUUUAUUUAUCUAUUUCAUAGAUUUGUUUCAGUAUGAAUAUGUUACAGUAAUGGGUAACAGAGCAACCCUUAAGACGUUUUGUUUGUUGCUUUCUUAAAUCGGCAUUCCUUCAUUCUUUUAAAACUCUGUCGAUGAGAUCUUAUAAAAUAGUGACUGCCAAAUGUAUCUAAACAAUGGUGCUUGAAUCAGUUGAAUCCUUUUUAAAAAAAUAAUAAUAAUAAUAAAUUUUAUUUAUAUCCCACCCUCCCCAGCCGAAGCCGGGCUCAGGGCGGCUAACAACAAUAAAACAGUACAAAAGUACAGCAUAAACAACACUCUAAAAUCAUUCAUUAUAAAAUUAAUUAAUUCAAGCCACCGGCAACCAUUGGGCCAGAACUUAAUUUUUAUUAAGUUUUCCAUUUUAACAAUCCAAUCAGAUCACAUUAAAUAUUCCAAAUUAUACAAAUACAUAUCAUAUAGUCCAAAUAUUUUGCCAAUUUAUAAAUUUUUGUUGGGGCUUCCCAGGCUUCAAGUUCAGUGGGGUCCAAUCAUCUUAUGUUUCUAUGCCUUGAGUUUCCAAUAGUUCCUUCUUUAAAUCUUCCUGUUGUUAUCCUUCCUUCUUUCAUGGCCUCUGAGUUAUUUCCACAGGCAAGUUGAAGUGAGCAAUAAUAUGCUUCUGUAUGAAAUUAGUAUGACUCUCCUUUUUUUUUUUUUGUAGCUGGUAAGUCUAUUAUUUGCAGUAUAUCCUCACAUGCUGGUGUUUAUGCCGAAUCAAUCCAAAAGUCCUUCUCUGGUGGCAAACGCCAUCUUCUCUCAGUUCCGAUGAAAUAAAAUCUAGGCGUUUGCUCAUUAAUUUUCUCAGACAGGUUGCAUCAAACAUUAGUCUUUCCAGGGGAGAUUUGCCAAAUCAGAUUUGAAGUACAGAUAUAAUAACAAAUUAAGAGCUCGCCUCACCCAUGACUAUUUAUCUCUGCAACUCGGUCUAUCCCAUAAUGGCGGAUCCCAAUUAAAUAGUGCGUCACAUCACUCUUCCAGAGAGUCUUUUAUCUUCUUCCAAGUAUUUAAAAAAACAAAGGCUUUAGUUAGUAUUUGAAUCAGUUGAAUCCUAAGGGCAUUCUUCAAAUAGUGAGCGACUCAUUUAGGACUUUGAAGACAAAGGUUCAAAGGUUCACCACUCAGCCAUGAUGCUCAACCUAACCCUACAUCACAGGGUAAUUGUGAGGAUUAAUUAGGAGGUAGGCAUGUGCUAUCUUGAACUUCUUGGAAGAAGAAGAAGGUUUCCAAUUGUUGUGUUUUGGGAAAGCUAUGUUAUCUUACAAUAGGGUGUGCUGUAUAAAGUGCAGCCCACGUCCUUUUCUCAGUGAGUGACAUCUUUGCUAACCUUCUAGGGAUUUUCCUUCAUGUAGUACUGCAGACUAGGCUAAUAUCCAGCUGCUCUGAGGGCGCCAGGUUUUAGUCUGAAACCAGCAAUUCUCUGGUGUUGCUGCAUCUUAGAGGGUGUGGUCCCAAACUUGUUAAACAAGAUACUCCUUCUCCAGUAAAGCCAACCAAUUUUUGCACUCUUAAUGAGGUACCUCUGGAGUAUCUAGGGAUGAGAUUUACUAUUUGUGGUUUGCUCCCCACAAACCUAUUCCUCCUUGGCUAAGCCAUACCUCUCUUCACACAUACAAAACAAGUAAGAUACUUCUUGGUUUGAGGACUGUGUACUUGCUUGUAUACUUGAGGACAGAGAGCAUGCUAAAAGAUCAAGGAACUGGCUAGAAAGGAGGAGGUGGGUUAUAAAGCACAGAGUGAGCAAAAACCAUUACUGUAAUAGGUUUUGUUUUUAUUUUAGUUCAUUACUUACCUUUCUCCCUUCCACUGCUAAAAGGAGCAUUUGCUUUCCCCAGCUGGAAAGAUGAUAAAGAUGAGCUUUAUCUCAUCUACUAUAGGAUGCAAAUGGUUUACAGAAAAUGAAAAACACCUACCAAAUAGAACCAGAGAUACCUGCUUGAUUAAACAUUGCUGAAAUAGUGUGGUGUAUCUACCAUAUUGCAUCAUUUUCCAGACAUUUGGGGAGCAGCUACUCCCUUGGCUCUUGGCCUUAUAUCUGCGCUUUAUCACUGCUCUAGGCUAUUGUGGAACCUCUGACUCUUUUUUUCCUUUUUGUUUCUCUCAUUGUGGUAGGGUUGCCCAAUGCCUCUGGACUGGUUAGCCGUCGUAACAUUAUCUCCACAUCCGAUGCUUCGGUAGUGUCACGGGUAAAGCAGGCUGGCGCCAUCCCACUGGGUGUGACCAACUGCAGCGAGCUGUGCAUGUGGUUUGAGUCGAGCAACCGGGUCUAUGGUCGGACCAACAACCCAUAUGACCUAGAGCGCAUCGUAGGAGGCAGCUCAGGUGAGUGGGCUACCUCGUUUGUGAGCACAUGCUGCACUGAACAGAUAAAUUAGUCCUGGCUGAUCAAAUCUCCUGCUAGUGAUUAACUGCUCAUGUGAUGGGGGUUUAAACAAGUGACCAGAACUCAGCAAGAAUGGAGGGCAGUUGGGAAAACGUUGCUUAUUUUUGACUUUGAUACAGCAUAGAAGUAGGUUUGUAUAGGGAUUGGGGACUGGAAAGCCACCUAUAAUAGUUUGCAAGUUAGGUAUGCCAGUGAUGCUUCUAUUUUGUUGGAUCUGCAAGUAUUUGAGAUUAGUACUGAGUAGCAAGACAAUCCCUGGGGAAAAAAAUCUGAUUAGCCCACUCUGUUUCUCCAUGUGUAUUUCGGUCUCCCAGAGCAGAUUUUGUGAGUGGCAAGUGCGGGGUUACUCAGAUAUGUCUGUGGUCCAGUACCAGUCUUUCCUUUGUUUCCCUUCCAGGAGGAGAAGGCUGCAUCCUGGCAGCUGCUGGUUCUGUGAUCGGUGUGGGCUCGGAUAUUGGGGGCAGUAUCCGUAUGCCAGCUUUCUUCAAUGGCGUCUUUGGACACAAGCCCACCACUGGUACAAAAUGCCCAUUUCUCAUUGCUUCUUUUUCCACCAAGUUAACUAAAAGAAAGGACAGAAAGAACAGCUGUAGGUUGUCUUGAUGAAGAAUUAGGGUUUAUUUCCUUUGGAAGGUCAACUGGACCUUAAGGUAAAAGCCUCUGGGAAUUUGGACAUCCAGUUCAGAAGGAGAGUCAGCUACCGUUCCUGAAGGCCUGGCUGUUUUGGCUACACAAAUUGGUAUCUCAGUACAGUAGAACCUCGUGUUAUGGACGGGAUCCAUUCUGGAGGCCCAUCUGUAACACGGAACUGAUGCAUGCCAAAGUGCCACAUUUGCACCCUUGGAAGUAACCCAUUCCAGUACUUCUGGGUUGCCAUGGGAUGCAACACGAAAACACAUAACCUGAAGUGGACGCAGCAUGAGGUAUGACUGUAGUGGAAGCAGCAAGUCCAAAUCUAGCAACGGUAUCCUGUUGAAAACUUUUUUAAAGCAUUGCAUGGCUAUUAAAAGAUAGGAAGGCCCCUGCCUGCAGGUUCACAGACUAAUACAAAAGCAAUGGGAGGAGGGAAGAGAGCUAGACUUGCAACACUUGCUCCUUCUUUGGCCAGAGGAUGGGGCCAGGAUACUUUAUCCCUGUUGCCAUAAUGUUCAUUGUGUGGAACAGAAGGUGGACCCGAGUGUGCCUUCUUCAGUUCUGCAGUCUCAAGGUAACUGGCAGUAGCAGUGUCCUUUCUGUCAGAAAACUGAUUAGGGUUCUGGUUUGGACCUAAACUAGCCUUGAAUACAGUGCUCUGUGUAUGGGAGAGAUGGCAUAUGAACCCAACCCUGUCACUAAACUAAAACGAUGUGGUUUGUCAUGCAAAGCUAAACUUGGUGUGUUCGUCUAGGUGUGGUUCCCAAUGACGGCCAAUUCCCUAAUGCUGUGGGCAUUCGGACAAAGUUCCUGUGCACUGGCCCAAUGUGCCGUUUUGCAGAGGACCUGGAACCCCUGUUGAGGGUCAUGGCUGGGUCAGGCGUUACAAAGUAAGUGGUUCUUAUUACUUUUGCAGUGCAUAAAGUGAAUCCUAGUCUGCUAAGAAGUGCAAAUGUGUUUGGCACCUGUCAUUAUUGUCACCGGCUGUCUUUGCCCCUGACGGUAGAGAUCUGCACCGUGAGGGACAGGGCUAACUAAGGCAGAGGUCGGAAUACCCCCCUUCACAACACCAUGUAGGAAAGCCGAUUUAACUGGCCGUUGAAUCUUAUUUCCACACUGGCUGUGGGACAGCAUCCAUCAGUGCGCCUCUGGGCACCAGGCUUGCUUCAGGGGUGCAGCAUUGGCUGCAUAGCUCACCUGACUCUGUUAUCCAUUACUUUGCUCUACUCUGUACCCUCUAUCAUCCUCUGCCUUGGUCUGCCUAAUGGAGGACAGUAUCCCCACUGGUCUGGCACCUUCUGUAGCUGUGGCAUUUUUUUACCAAGAGUUGAUUAUAAGAACUUGGUGUACAUCAAUGAGCUAGUCCACUCUGCCGACUUGAACUGAGGAUGGGACCAAAGUGCUCCUCGUUUCUGACUUGUGGCCAUCUUAUUCCUUCCUAUUCAGGUUGAAGCUGGAUGAAAAAGUAUCUCUAAAGAAUGUGAAAUUCUACUCCAUGGAGCAUGACGGAGGUUCUGUCUUUGUUUCCCCAGUGGACAAAGAGCUUCUUCAGGCUCAUCGGAACGUAAGAGGAAACUGCAUCUGGUAGCUUUAAAACUUGAGGGCCAUUACAGUUAUCAGGGAGUUUAGGUAGGCGUUUGGUAAAUGGCAGCUGAGUCAGCCUGUGCAAAUUUGCCUGUGCAUACCUUCAUGUGCCCCAGUGUACCUGGGCACUGUUUUGGUAAGAGUAUAUCCUUUGCAUGCAGAAACCCCCUGCUCCAUUCGGUUCCCAGCAUCUCCAGAUAGGAAACGAUCCCUUCUUUAAACCUUGGCUGUAUAUCUACUGGCUGUGUUAUAUUUAUUAUUAAUAAUAAUUAAAUGCAUUUUUAUAGGGGGAAAAGUCUCAGUUCAACUUGCAGCAAGAUUAUGAAUACAAAGAUAGCAUAAAAUAGCCCCAGAGCAGUGCAAUUAUCUUGAAGUAGGAUUGCCAAAUCAAAAGGGAAAUGUAAGGGCUAUUGUGGAGCUUUGAUAGCUAAGCUUAGGGUACAUUUACAUAAUGUUCUGGUGAGCUGUGGAAGUCUUGAAGCUGGAGUGUAGGGAGCAACCCCUAUGUUCACUAGCGGUUGCAGUGAAAGUACCAAAGAUUAAGGAGAACCACUCUCUAUCCUUCUCUGUGUGUGAGAGAAUUCACACAUGCAUACCAUCUUCACCCUGUGAUUACAACUGAGUGAUGUAUGCACAUACUUAAAAAAAGUUGUUGCAUAGCAAAGUCCACAGGCACAGUCUUCCUAUCAUGUUGCCUGAAGCAGAGUGGAGCUCCUCAGAAGUUCAGACAUCCAUCUGUGAAUGUCCAGGUGUUACCAGUCCUCCUAACUCUGAUGUAGUGGUGAUAAUAUUGUUUUGGUGUACUGUGUCUGUGUGGAAUGAGAAGAAUCCUAUAUUUUUCUUAAAUGCUCUUUGGCCCCCGGGCUUUCAAUUCCUCCUUUAAUAACUGUUUACUCAAUGGCUGUUAUUUUCUCUCUUAUGUUUUCAAGGUGGUAAAGCACUUGGAGGCUGACCUGGGUGUUCAAGUUCAGCCUGUGAAUAUUCACAAAAUGAAGUAUUCCUUCCAGAUCUGGUCUGUCAUGAUGUCUUCCAAGGACAGUGAUGGGCAGGUAUGUAAAAUGCAAACAGGUAAGCCUACCUGUGACAGGGGAAGAACAGCAGCAAUGGACAAAUUGUCUUUCAGGGAUGCUGAUCUUCAUAUGAUCUUCAUACAUUGUUCUCUAGAGCAUGGUUCUAAAAAGUACUUAGUUAGUCCUUCCCAUGGACCCCAAUCUCUACUAUAUUUAAAGCAGUACCAUGCUACCUUAAGCAAUUAUGGUUUCCCUCAAAGAAUUCUGGGAACUGUAGUUUGUUAAGAGAUUUGCUAGGAGAUCCUUAUUUCCCUCCCAGAGCUACUAUUACCAGAAUUCCCUGGAAAGAGGGAUUGUUUGUUUUGUUUUUUAAAAAACAAUUUUUAUUUGAUUUUACAAGUAUAAAAUUGUAACAGUACAAAAUACAUAACAAUAUUUAGAGAUUCUUCCAAAUUUCUGGACUUCCCAUCUUCCCCUCUAUGGGUCCUAUUAUCAACUGCAUAUUAUUUAAUCAUCCAAAUUUUAUAUCUCUCAAUUUUUGUCCAUAAUACUUUCUACAUUACAAGUGUUAUUGUAAUCCUGCUGACAUUUUCAUCUGCUUACAGUGGUCCCUCAGGUAGAUUGUAAAUUUUCCCCAUUCUUUGAGCUUUCCGGUCAGUUUCAUCAUUUUGGCAUAAUCCAACAGCUUAGUUUGCCAUUCUUCUCUGGUAGGGACUUUAUAGUCUUUCAGUCUAGAAGAGGGAUUGAUUGUUAAACCAGUCUGGCAAUUGUAGCUCUGUGAGGAGAAUAGGGGUCUCUGAACAAUGCUCAACAACCUUGGCAAACUACACUUUGCAAGAUUCUUUGUGAGAUGCCGUACCAUGACUGUUCAAGGUGACGUCUUUUAAACGUCUGGUGCAGUUGGGACCCAUGCCUGCUUCCAUAGCUCUUGCUCCACUAUGAAAGAUUUAUUUAUUUAUUUGUCAUUGUACCUUGUAAAAUUGAGAGAGGAGGUUUGGUACAGGCUGCAAACCAUGCUUAAAAUAUACUAGUUUUAAAAGCUAGAAGCAGAAAACAUUACGGAAUUCUCUUCGUCCUUGCUUCUCCAUUCAUAUUCAUAUUCAUAUUACAGCAAACAGAAACCUUCACAGAGCUUCUUGGGGAUCAUGGAAAGCCAGUGUGGCCGUCAUGGGAGCUGCUGAAGUGGAUGAUAGGGAUGUCUUCACACACCAUCCCAGCCAUUGGUAACGUCCUGUUUUUAAAUUUAAGAGUUUAAUUCUAAAAUAGCUGCACUUCUUUGAUGUGCUAGUUCUAUCCAGGUUGUUUGGCAAUUUCCUGGUAACUAAAUAUGGAGUGCUGGCAAAGAAAUGUAUAUAAUAAUGCUUGGGACCAGAAGGUAGCAUCAUAUAUUUGGAAGGGAGGUGGUGAUGCUGACAAUCUAGGACUGGGAUAGCCAACAUAGUGCCUUCCAGAUGUUGGUGUACUACUAGUCCCAUCACCCCUGACCAUUGGCCAUGCAGGUUGGGGGCUGAUGUCUGCUGGACUCCAACAACAUAUGGAGGGUGCCACGUUGACUAAGGAGUCUGGCGAUCCUCAACUCAUCCAGUACCAUGGAAGUUUGGGAGUGAAAGGCAGCAACUAAAAGAGUUGUUUUCAAAUGCUUGUGUACCUGCUCUUGGCUGUGGCCCGUGCUAAGGGAUGAUGGGAGUUGUGGUCCAGCAAUAUCUGUAGGGCAUCGCAUCGGCUACCCCUGUUCUAGUAUAUCAUGUUAUAUAUGAUGCAGCCUUUUGCAGUGACUGCUGUUUGUCUUUGACCUACCUGCAUCUCUGUGCUCUUUAGCACUAGGAUUAACCGAGAAGGUGGUGAAAUACAGUCCCAAAGUGAACGCUAAGCUAGCAAGCAUGGCACAGAGUCUGCAGACCGAGAUGGUGAAUCUACUGGGAAGUGAUGGUGUCCUCUUAUAUCCUUCACACCCUGUAGUUGCUCCCAAGCACCACACUCCUCUGGGGAUGCCUUUCAAUUUUGCCUACACGGGUAAGGAGUUCCUAUUUUGCAUAUGCAUGUAUUACUCAUGUACAUUCUUUCAGUGUAUAUGAUGCUUUGCAGAGUACAAGAUGUUAGUCAGGUCACUGCCUUAAGGAGCUUAGAAUGUAAAAAUUCAACACAGGAAAAGGAGAGGAAGCAGGAGACCAGGAGAAGAAGGGAAGCAGCAUGCAGUAAUUGUAUUUCACCAUUUGGGUGAAUAUGGUUUUCUUUGCCUGUGUACAUGCUCAUGUGCACCCACCGAACAGGACAUAGCAUAUGAUACAGCCAUAUGCGUGCAGUACAUGGGUAUGUACUAUACAAUUCCACAGUACUGCUACCUCCAAACUAGGUUAUACAACUUUUCCAUGGGAUUAUGUUGACCUCCUGAUUCUGGGAAGUCUCUGGGUAUGGAGCAAACUGUGCUUUGUUUAUUAGGGGCCUCUGUGACAUAUUGUGUUUCAUUAGCCAGCGCAGAACCCCUUGAUUUAUUCUUGCACUUAAAACCAGUAUGAUAAAUUCCAAAUUCUCAGGGAAUGUUUCUAGAUAGCAGCGAAACAAAAUGUCUUGGGAUUCUAGUUCGUUUGUUGCAAAGAAGUGCUUUGAGUCCCUAAUUCCUUUCACUCUCUCUUCCCCUUUUAGCCAUCUUCAACAUACUGGGCUUACCAGUGACCCAGUGCCCGCUGGGCUUGAGCAAGGAAGGCCUCCCCUUGGGCAUCCAGGUGGUGGCAGGACCCUACAAUGACCACUUGACUCUGGCCAUGGCACAAUACUUGGAGAAGGCAUUUGGAGGAUGGGUUCUCCCUGGUACAUCCUAGCGUGUGUUGCCCGAGUCCUGGUGAUAGCAGAAACACGAAGAGUGCCCCACCUGUAGCAGCCGGCAGCUGCAUCUGAUAUUGGAGGAGCUCUGAUGCCUGUCCCCCCUGCACGCACUUGCAACCCAGGGGGACUUAAUUCCCUCCCACAGGGCCAAAGCUGAUAGAGAGUCCAGCUGCACCUUUAGCUUUCUUCUUUUCUUAUUACAAAAUUACUUGAGAAGUUUAGGCAAUAGGAUGCUCUCUCCUUUCUCAGGGAAAUCGGGGGUUUUGGGGAGGGGGGAGAGGGUUCUUACAGGACAAUCAUAUUGUGAGAUAUGGGAGAGGGUUUUCUGUCCCUGACUGUGGUGUUAGUAGUAUAGGGCUCCUGGUCCCCUACUUAACGUGGUUUUUCUUUGCUGCUUUCAAGGCCAGGCCAAGGGCAUCUGUAAUAUUUAUCUGUGCUGGAGACUAUUUCCCCUACUUGAAAAUGUAUUUGGGAAAUUGGGGUCCCCCAGCUUCCCACAAUUUGCACAGAACACUGAGAACAGUGCUGGAGAAGGAGUUGUUGACUCCUCACUAAGUUGGACUUGGGAGUUCCCAGCCAUGGCUCAUGGUGGAAGAAGACGAGGGCAGCUUUUUAAUUUCUUGGAAGGCACACCUUAGUAAAUCUAGGACUGUUCAAAUGAACGUGAUGGAACAUGUGAUGGAUCAAGUGUUUUCCCACACACAUUCCUCUUCUGAGCCUGUGGGGCCAUGUCUUGUGGAUGUGAGGUUCUAAAUCCUGCUUUGUAUGUCUCUUUUUCAUGAUGUUGAUAAAUCCAUACGUUACUCUAUGCACCUUUUGACUGGGUACACUGAAAAACAGUGCUGUUGGCCAGUUCCCAUGGACCAAUCAAAAUGAAAUGUAUGCCAUUUGCACCAAAGAGAAUAUAAUGAUAUAGUACUUUA